AUGACUUCUGAGCCGAGAAAGCAGCUCGUGCCCCAGCUUCUCCCCGAGCUGUACCCCCUCAUCAUCCAGUUCCUCGGCAACCCCGAUCCCGCUCCCCUCUCUCAAGCUCCAGCUUCAUGCUCCAAGCAGCCUCAUCUGGCGGUAGCCAUGAGGGUCAACAGAACAUUCUACAAGAUCGCGGAACGCCUGCUGUACACCCACAUCACCAUCGACCACCUUCUCAUGCACCUCGUCGACCUCACCAGGUUCCGCAAGGAAGGCCGCUUCGCCCUCACCAAGACGAUGCGCGUCGAGUACCCCGAGUUCGGGUUGGAGCCGACCUAUACCAUGAUGGCGCGGAACGAGGGGAAGCAGUGGCGGCAAAACAAGGACGAGUUGUGGAAGAGGUGGGGAAUGAUGGGAGCGCAGAAGCAGCAGUCCCGGGAGCAUGACUAUGCUCGGCAGCUAGAACUGCUUGCCCCCAUCUUCGCAAGGCGGGACCUGGUCAAACUUGGGACGGUCAUGCCCGGGCUCAAGGCGGUCGCUAUAGCCUCCAUCAGCGGUCCUCAACACACCAUUUGGUCCACCCUUCGCCCAGCACGGCUCCACGUCGAGUGCGGGCAACACUUUCAUCGCUUCCUCACCAGCGGUAACGUUGAGCAGACCUGCGUACGGGAUCUUGCGGGUUAUCUCGCACCGCCUCGACACCGUUUCCCGCCUAGCGACCAAAUCCCCGGGACCAGGCCGCUCAUCACGCUUCACUUCGACUCCUCGGAGGUCGACUUGCUCGCCUUUCCUCCUCGCAUCCCCACCCAAUGGGUGUAUGAGGGCGAGGCGGACGCGGACUGGGCGGAUGUCUUGCAGAAGCUGGGCGCCCACAUCCGCGAGAUCACCACGGCGCGGCAAACGUCCCCACCCCUCUUUCCCGACGAGAUCCUCAACCUCCGUAUCUACUGCUCCACCGCUCAGACCAGCUCCAAGGUGGACGCAGACACCAUCCUAUUCAACCCCAGCAAUCUCCGUCCCCGCGCUGUCCGCUCGUCCAGCCCCCGCCCCCUGUCCCAUGCCGACCAAGCGGACCUAGCGAAGGAGCUCCAGCACGCAGUCAAGUGGUUCGUCCUCUGCAUGCUGGCUCUCCUCGGCACGCCCGUCCACGACAAGGUCCGCUGGCAUACUUCGGCGGAGACGCCAGAGUGCACAGGAUGCGGAUGCGGCUCGGGCCCGCAGCUGGGGGCGAUAGAGGAGAUUGACUCGGACUCCGAUGAGGGAGAAAGUGGGGAGAGUGGGGAGGAGGAGGACAAUUGA
Messenger RNA from Dioszegia hungarica, 1284 nucleotides. RefSeq lists its product as uncharacterized. NCBI's taxonomy places the organism in Eukaryota, Fungi, Basidiomycota, Tremellomycetes, Tremellales, Bulleribasidiaceae. The coding region runs from base 1 to 1284 and encodes 427 amino acids. The record is from RefSeq and is a predicted model, not a curated record. The transcript has 2 exons.